CAAAAUAUUAAAAAUUCUUUUAAAAUCCUAAACGAAUGCACCCUUAUUCAGGGGUCAUGUACAACAGUGCCCAAUGAUAUGCGUUAGGUUUCAUUUCAGUGCUUGAAAUUAGCUGUUCGGUUUUCAUCAUAUCUUUGAAAAUCAAACGCCUUCACCCAAUUUGGAUAAGGAGAUCAUAAUAAUAAGUAUCGUAACCCUUCCAAUUCAUAGAAGAAAAUCGAGUUGUGCAAGCAAUCGCCGCUGGCGCACUACCCCGGAUUGCUCCUCCCCAUCUCACUCGUCUGCGCCAUCGUCGCCCUGCGCGCGCCGGUUGUGCAGCUCCUUACGCGGCGGCGGCUGCCUCUUCUUACGUCCUUUGCAGCAGUUGCUAAAAUCGACGAGGCCGUCAAGUCGAACAUCCACGCCUCGCUGAUGUCGAAAGCGCGGGUCUAUACAGACGUCAACGUGCUGCGACCCAGGGAAUACUGGGAUUACGAGAAUCUCACCGUCCAGUGGGGAGUUUUUACGCUUAGGGCCACUUAUUGGAUGGGGGAAACAUUGAGUGACCAGGAUGACUAUGAGGUUGUUCGUAAGGUUGGAAGGGGGAAAUAUAGUGAAGUUUUUGAAGGUAUAAAUGUGAACAGCAAUGAAAGGUGCAUAAUCAAGAUUCUGAAGCCUGUUAAGAAGAAGAAGAGGCAAAUCCAACCAUUAGGAUAUGCUCGUAUAUUGAUUAUCAUAAGAAAGGUUGUAAGGAUUAUAUUUGCUAAGGCACUAGAUCACUGUCACUCGCAGGGAAUAAUGCACAGAGAUGUCAAGCCUCACAAUGUUAUGAUUGACCAUGAGUUGCGAAAGCUUCGAUUGAUCGAUUGGGGUCUUGCAGAAUUUUACCAUCCCGGCAAGGAGUAUAAUGUUCGUGUUGCUUCAAGAUACUACAAAGGUCCAGAACUUCUUGUUGACUUGCAAGACUAUGACUAUUCUCUGGACAUGUGGAGCCUUGGCUGCAUGUUUGCGGGAAUGAUUUUCCGGAAGGAACAUUUCUUUUACGGACAUGACAAUCAAGAUCAACUUGUCAAAAUUGCUAGGGUACUUGGGACGGAUGAGUUGAAUGCAUAUUUACACAAAUACUGUUUGGAGCUUGAUCCUCAACUUGAAGCUCUUGUUGGGAGGCACAGCAGAAAACCCUGGUCAAAAUUUGUCACUCCAGAGAAUCAGCAUCUUGUGUCGCCAGAGGCCAUUGAUUUCCUCGACAAACUUCUGCGUUAUGAUCACGAGGAAAGGCUCACAGCAAGAGAAGCCAUGGCCCAUCCGUAUUUCUCGCAAGUGAGGGCAGCAGAAAAUAGCAGGACUCGGACCCAAUAGCUGUGCAUACUGCUGAUAUUAAUGUUGCAAUGUUAAAACAAUCCACCUAAUAUUUGAAUUUGCAGGAUUUUGCUGCUGCACUUUGGUCUUUAAUUUGGAAGUUUGUUUGACCAUCAGAUCAUAUAUUACUUUUGCACUCCACUCUCAAACUUAAAAACAAAACCUGCGAUUUAUCUCAUGUUUUCUGGUUCGAACAGUUUUCAGUUGAUUGUGGGUGCUUCUAUGUUCAGAUGCUCGCUCAUCUCUACUUACGCCUGUUUUUGUAGACUUCCAUCAAUAAAUAUAGACGACAAAUGGGAGUAUUAGGGAAAAAAAUGUCUUUUUACGGUAAUGUCAUAUACAUGACAUUUAAACCAGUCGUUUAUAAAAUAAUUGUUAUGAUUUUUCAUCCA
Messenger RNA from Striga asiatica, 1730 nucleotides. Lineage: Eukaryota; Viridiplantae; Streptophyta; Magnoliopsida; Lamiales; Orobanchaceae. The record is from the annotation of a GenBank genome assembly.